AUGAUAGAGUUUACUGAGGAUGAGGUGAAAAUUUUUAUGAAAUUGGCUCUUGAGGAGGCCAAAAAGGCCCUGGAUAAGGAGGAAAUCGCUGUUGCUUGUAUCAUAGUUUCAAAAGCUACGAGAGAGGUCGUAGCUUCAUCCUCAAACGCUACAAAUUUGACAUACAAUUCAACUUGGCACUGUGAACUCGAGGCCAUAAAUAAAUUGAUUGACAUGGAACCGAACGGGUACAAGUCAGAACAAGAUUCUGAAAAAUUGAGAGAGUUUUGUUCAGGAUUUGCUCUGUUUGUUACUUGUGAACCUUGUAUUAUGUGUACUACAGCACUUCAGAUUAUCGGUAUCUUUCUACUCAUGUAUUAUGGUUGUAAAAAUGAAAAGUUUGGAGGUUGUGGUUCCGUUUUAUCAUUACACCUAUCUAAAGUUAUAUUUAGGAAUGGAGAUUUACCACGUAUAAAUUGCCUUGGAGGAUUAUUGUCAGAAGAGUCAGUGAAUCUACUCCAGACUUUCUAUUCUAGGGGGAAUCCCAGAGGUGCUUUCCUAUACUUAAAUUAA
Theileria annulata is the source of this 552-nucleotide messenger RNA. Its product is annotated as cytidine and deoxycytidylate deaminase family protein, putative. NCBI's taxonomy places the organism in Eukaryota, Apicomplexa, Aconoidasida, Piroplasmida, Theileriidae. The transcript is spliced from 5 exons. Gene Ontology annotation, molecular function: tRNA-specific adenosine-34 deaminase activity. Gene Ontology annotation, biological process: tRNA wobble adenosine to inosine editing. The record is from RefSeq and is a predicted model, not a curated record. The coding region runs from base 1 to 552 and encodes 183 amino acids.